GGACAUUGAUCAGUUUAUUUAGGUUACUGGCUAAUACCCUCGGUUCGGACCUUGAGGAGUAUUAACUUCACCAGAGGUGACCAGCAAGCUACCGAUGACCUCCAUCUUCGGCGACGGACGCCGAUGCCGAAAUGCGGAGGUUACAUGCUCUUUUUCCCCAGCUGAUCUUCAUGGUCAUCUACCAGAAGAAGCAAUUGACUAGACCGUCAUGAUCUUGUUGUCGGUCUAUAAGUUUGCCGAAACCCCUCUUGUAAUUUGCCGACGAGAUGUAUAAAUAUGUUCUGAUAUUUGGUGAGGCCAUCCCAAAACCGGGAUAACUCGACCCGAUCACUUCGCACACGAUGGCCUCGUCAAUGAGUAAGAAGCUCUUAUACCUGGCAACACUGGCUGUGUCUCCGGCGAUUGCAACGGAACAUUCCAAAUGUUCAGCGAAAAGCCUAUUCAUUCCUAAUGGGACCAUCGCCUCAGUCCAGCACCACUCCCUCGGCGAUGUUAUUCCACUACCAAACACAGUAUCAUCAUGCGGAGGUCCAAGUUUCAAAGCCAACAUUACAGCAAACCUCUGCAGAGUUGUUAUCAAUGUCUCAACGAGUGACUCUAGCUCAGUUCGUAUCGAGGCGUGGCUUCCGGACGAUUGGAACAAACGUCUACUGGCAACAGGUACGGGCGGAAUCGGAGGAUGUAUCGACUUCCCAACUGUUCAGAAUGGAGCUCAAUUGGGCUUCGCCAGCUUCGGAACCAACACGGGCCACGAUGGCGAACAAGGCUUUGACUUCUUCCUCAACCAGCCUGAGGUCAUCAACGACUUUGGACAUAGAGGAAUUCACGUCGAGGCUCAAGUGGCGAAGCAAAUCGUGGAGCAAUACUAUGGAAAGAAGGCUUCAAAGAGUUAUUACCAAGGUUGUAGCACUGGCGGACGUCAAGGUCUGCAGAAUGCUCAGUUGUAUCCUGAUGAUUUUGAUGGAAUUCUCGCUGGGGCUCCAGGCAUUGACUGGCUGCAUAUUGUGGCGUCCAAGGGCAUACUGGCUCGACGUAUUGGAUGGCCAGAUCUCAAAUCCGAUGCUUAUGUUCGACCAGAGCAGUGGAAGGCGAUUGUCGAGAAACAGAUUGAGAUGAUUGAUCCUCUGGAUGGUGUUGAGGAUGGUAUUAUUGACAACCCGGCUGCACAUGCCUUCGACCCAGCGAUCAUGGCAUGUGGCACUGGAUUACUCAACAGCUCAUUGUGUCUGAAGCCUCAGCAAGUCACAUCAGUCAGAGCUGCAUAUGAGCCUCUGGCGGACUCAGAGGGCAGCAUUGUGUACCCAGGAUUUGCUCUGGGUGCUGAUACUAGCGUCUUCUCCGCAAACCAGGUCAACGGCACCGCUGAGUUGAACUACAAAGUCUUACAGGACUUCUGGCGUGGUGCCGUAUAUAAUGACUCAAAUUGGACACCUCACAACUUCACAGCCAAAGACAUGGACUUUGCUAUCAAACUCAAUCCAGGAGGAGUCAACGCCGCAGAAGGCGAACUUCAAAGGUUCUACGCCAAGGGAGGCAAGAUAAUUUCAUACCAUGGUCAAGCUGACCAGACCAUUACACCCAAGCUACCAGCUGAGUAUUAUGCCAAGGUGCAAAGCAACCUUAAUGCUACGCUGGAUGACAUGCAUUCUUUCUACAGGCUGUUCUUCGUCCCUGGGAUGUAUCACUGCUCAGGGGGACCUGGUGCAUUCGAUAUCGGACAGGUAUAUCCCUUGAAGAAGGACAGGCUGACGGCGAAGGAGAGUGUUUUGUUGGCUUUGACGAAGUGGGUUGAGGAGGAUCAGGAACCUGAGACCAUAGUUGGCGCCAAGUUUGGCAGCAAUGGGGCUUCAGGCAAAGCUACAGCAAAACGAAAGUAUUGCCCGUAUCCGUAUGAAAGCAAAUGGGAUGGAUCUGGAAACACGACCAAGGCCGACAGUUGGCGCUGUAAGCUUCCUGGAGCUUAAUCGCCGUGUUAAAACAGUGCUGCGAAGAAUGAAAUUUGUUUCCGGCAUUGA
This is a messenger RNA of Fusarium redolens, 2015 nucleotides long. RefSeq names its product Tannase/feruloyl esterase. The record is from RefSeq and is a predicted model, not a curated record. The transcript is spliced from 3 exons. Bases 342 to 1964 code for a protein of 540 amino acids. Lineage: Eukaryota; Fungi; Ascomycota; Sordariomycetes; Hypocreales; Nectriaceae.